AUGUCUGCUGAGAACCCUAAGCUUGAGCGGCAUUGCCUUGUCACUGUCGGCGCAACCGCCCGCUUUACCCAACUGCUCACUGAAGUCGUCUCGCCUACCUUCCUCGACUUCCUCGUUGGCGACCGCUACACCCACCUGACCCUCCAAUGCGGCAAAGACUAUGAGCAUUUUUCUCGAAAUAUUCUCCCCACGCUAGUUCCUCGCUGGCCAACGCUCGAGAUCACUGCCUUCGACUUCGUCGACGAUCUCACCGUCGAAAUGACAAAGUGCCAAGCCGCUACUGGCCGCACCGGAACCAUCCUCGACGGCAUGCGCGUCAACGUGCCCCUCGUCGUCGUCCCGAACCCGACCCUCAAGGAUAACCACCAAGUCGAGCUGGCCGAGGAGAUCCAGCGCCAGGGUUACGGGAUCUGGGGCCAUCUCGGCGACAUCUCAUAUGCACUGGAACAGCUUGUUCUGCAGCUUGAUAAGACCAAGGUGCAGUUCAAGCCUCACUCCGUGAAGGAGGAUGCCGAGCCUCUCAACGUCGACUUGUGGCAGGUCACCAGUGCUAUGCUGGGACGCUACGCUGUAGAGACACCUCAGCCUACAAACAGGACAGGUGCGGGCAAUGGGGGCUCGGGGGAGGUCCAGCGUGAGGAGGUGGCUCAGAUGACGAUGGGCUAG
This is a messenger RNA of Colletotrichum chrysophilum, 666 nucleotides long. RefSeq lists its product as uncharacterized. Gene Ontology annotation, cellular component: UDP-N-acetylglucosamine transferase complex; extrinsic component of endoplasmic reticulum membrane. Gene Ontology annotation, biological process: dolichol-linked oligosaccharide biosynthetic process. The coding region runs from base 1 to 666 and encodes 221 amino acids. NCBI's taxonomy places the organism in Eukaryota, Fungi, Ascomycota, Sordariomycetes, Glomerellales, Glomerellaceae. The transcript has 2 exons. The record is from RefSeq and is a predicted model, not a curated record. Gene Ontology annotation, molecular function: hexosyltransferase activity.